AUAGUAGCGAGAGGCGCUAGCUGCCAGCUCCAGCAGCCCAGAUCGCGCAGUAUUUCUGCGUGGCACCGGUGCGGAUGCGGCUGUAAAGCAGUGGUCACCGCCUCCGGGAGCCCACUUCUAUGUGGAGAGGGGAGCACCCAGAGAGGGUCUUAGGAGUCCUCCCAUGGCUUCACAGAAGCAGAUGGAGGUAGUGACCAAAGGAACUGGGUUCCGGCGCCGCCCCAAGACCAUCACUUACACCCCGGGGACCUGCGAGCUGCUCAGAGUGAUGAUGAAGGAAUCCAAACUGACGAACAUCCAGCAGCGCCACAUCAUGGACAUCAUGAAAAGAGGAGAUGCUUUGCCCCUACAGUGCAGCCCAACAUCCAGCCAGAGAGUCUUACCUUCCAAGCAAAUAGCCUCGCCCAUCUACCUGCCUCCCAUCCUCGCAGCCCGUCCCCACCUCCGGCCUGCCAACAUGUGUCAAGCCAAUGGGGCCUACAGCCGGGAGCAGUUCAAGCCUCAAGCCACCAGGGAUUUGGAGAAGGAGAAACAAAGACUCCAAAAUAUCUUUGCCACAGGGAAGGACAUGGAGGAACGGAAAAGAAAGGCCCCUCCUGCACGACAGAAGGCUCCAGCCCCUGAGCUAGACCGAUUUGAAGAGCUGGUGAAGGAAAUCCAGGAGAGGAAAGAAUUCCUGGCUGACAUGGAGGCCCUGGGACAGGGCAAACAGUACCGAGGAAUCAUCCUUGCUGAAAUCUCCCAGAAACUCCGGGAAAUGGAAGACAUUGACCACAGAAGGAGUGAGGAACUUAGGAAGGGUCUUGCCACCACUUAAUCUGUCUCCAGAGACGGGCAGGGUAGCCCAAGCUCGACCACUGGAGUCCACUCCUCUGCCAGGCAGGGCCAUCCUCAGGCCAGCCCAUCCUACCAGCCUUCUGCCACGUCAGGUGGUGGCAUAGCACUGCCCUGCAGUACCCCAAGGCAUACUCAGCAGCCUAGCCCCUGCCCCGGAAUGCAGAUGGAGCCUCUGAGACUCACAGCCCCGUCCGCAGAGAAGCAAAGCCCGAGCAUCCCUACUAGGACAUGUGUCUAAAGGUAUCCACUGGGCCUGCUUCCCACCACUUCUGACCUGUGGCCUGUUCAUUUAGUUUUCUGAAUUCAGGAAUGAAUAUGAUUCCUUUCUUCCUGUUUUAGGAUUUACUUAUUUGAUUUCUUACCGCCUUAGGCAAGUAUUCAACCACAAUGAUUAACUGGCCAAUAAAACAUAUUUAACGUGGGUCAUUACAAGCACCAUUUUGUUUUCAGAGGGAUAAGCUUAUUUGUUCAAGGCAUUAGACUUUGUCAAGCCCAGAUGGUUUCUAGCUACCUGUUUGCAUAUUUCAAGUGGCAACGGGAACCAACCUCUUGGGCACCCCAUGGCUGGCUGCUGUGGCGGGUGCUGAAUUCCACUCUGUUAAUGAUCUCAAUAAACCUCUGCAACGGUUCAUUAUCCCUCUGUGAAAACUAAGUCUCAACAAGAUACCACAACCAAGGGCAUUUACCUGGCAAGCAGUGCAUUCAGGAUUAAAAGUUGGCUUUAGCUUUAUGUCUUUCCACUAUACCCAUGGCCACAGAAAGAAACAUGAAAAGGUGGGAGCGACCUAGAGCCCUGGCCUGGGAGUUCCAAUCCCUGCAUGUGCCGCGUGACCUUUCUUGGGCAAAACCCACCAGCUCCGUGCUUGUGCAUCUGCGAGGCCCUGCUGGGAAGGAGUCACCUGACACCUUGUCCUGUACACAGCACAUCUGUCCCCCUCCCCUCUGGCUCCUGACACCCACGAUCCCUGCCUUCUCCGGUAUUCUGUCAUUUGCUUGUCCCACUAAAUCACCAAAAUAUUUUGGAAAUAUCAACCUUGUCUCGGGCACCUGGAGGGAGUCCCAUAAUCCCAUCAGGUCACAUGACCCAAGUUUCGGUUUGCAGAAU
Molecule: messenger RNA, 1942 nt
Organism: Homo sapiens (human)
Lineage: Eukaryota; Metazoa; Chordata; Mammalia; Primates; Hominidae
Gene: C22orf23
Product: chromosome 22 open reading frame 23
Exons: 7
Coding region: 164-817 (217 amino acids)
Source: RefSeq, marked validated